AAGCUUGCCUAUAAAUAUAUAGUACUCCACACUCAAGCACACAUUUACUUGGAUGACAUAGAGGCCGUGCACAAGAAGAGACUGUAUACACACUAUGGUGUUCCGACUGUGUCUGUGUGUAGUGUUGCUGGUGGCGUGUGGAUAUGCUAACAUAUCCGGCGACUACUGUCAGGUUCUGGACAACUACGACACUUUCAAGACAUCCAUGGAUAACUUCCUGGCUUCCAGGGAUGAAACUUGUGGGAACACGGACAUGCGCAGUGAUUGUAGGAGCAUCCUGGAUGAGUUUCCCGAAGCUGAGGACGGAGUUUACCGAAUCAAACCGAACGAUGGGAAGGGUUCAUUUCUGGCCUACUGUGACAUGACUCAACAUGGCGGAGGAUGGCUGGUGUUUCAAAGGCGACUGGACGGGUCAGAAGAUUUCUAUCGAACUUGGUUUGAAUACAUGGACGGAUUUGGAAACCUCACCCGAGAAUUCUGGCUUGGAAAUGAGAAGAUACAUAGACUGACGAAACAGAAAACCUAUGAACUGAGGAUCGACCUGGUGAACAAAUCAGGAGGCCAAUUCUAUGCCGAGUACAACAGUUUCCAUCUGGGCAGCAUGUCAGAGUUCUACACUCUGUUCAUAGGGAACUACUCAGGAACAGCUGGAGAUAAGAUGCUGUAUCACAACAACUACAGAUUCAGUGCAAAGAAUCUGGAUCUGGACACAUACUCCCUGAACUGUGCUGUGGAGCGUAAAGGGGCGUGGUGGUUCAAAUCAUGCUCAACCUCACACCUGAACAAACUGUACAGUAUGGGACUUCGAUGGGAUGGUUUGUCAGGCCUAACAUCUUCCUCCAUGAAGAUCCGACCUCUCAACUAAAUGACUGCAUGUUGCGUGUCGGUCUCACCGAAUAUCAUAUUUUCAAAGAACGUGAAUGUUUCAUGUAGUUUUCAAGAAACUAUAAAAAAUAAUUAAUAAAAUUCUUCAUGCCAUA
This is a messenger RNA of Haliotis rubra (blacklip abalone), 980 nucleotides long. Its product is annotated as fibrinogen-like protein A. The coding region runs from base 95 to 865 and encodes 256 amino acids. The transcript is spliced from 5 exons. NCBI's taxonomy places the organism in Eukaryota, Metazoa, Mollusca, Gastropoda, Lepetellida, Haliotidae. The record is from RefSeq and is a predicted model, not a curated record.